This is a messenger RNA of Closterium sp. Yama58-4, 4746 nucleotides long. NCBI's taxonomy places the organism in Eukaryota, Viridiplantae, Streptophyta, Zygnematophyceae, Desmidiales, Closteriaceae. The record is from the annotation of a GenBank genome assembly.
AUGCCCGUUCCGAGUAGAAGUGAUUCCAUCAAGCCCCCUGACAAGCCGCCCGCACAGAAUGGCAGCCGCGGGAAGCUUCCCUCUGCGUCACCGAAGGUUCCGGUAGCUGGCAAGUCAAACGCGUCCGCAGCAAGUCCGUCGGGCGGCAAAAAGUGGAGCAAGGGAACGCCGUCCGCGGGAUCGAAGUCGCCGAAACAAGGCGGAACACCAGCGCAGGGCGAUCCCGGUUCGCAGGCGAACGGUCCUGGAGGAGCCACCAACGGUGCCUCGAGUCUCAUCUCCCCUUUCCUCAUAUCCACCUCCCCAUCUCCCCCGUCUCUAUCUCCCGUUCCCCAAUCCCUCCCAUGUCAGGGCCGCGGCUGGUGUCUCAACUUUAUCGACUGUGCCUCGCGCCUCAUCUCCCUAUUCCGGGUCUCAUCUCCCCCUCCCCAACCCCGUGACUCAUACCCCACUCUCUCCCCACUCUCUCCCCACUCUCUCCCCACUCUCUCCCCACUCUCUCCCCACUCUCUCCCCACUCUCUCCCCACUCUCUCCCCACUCUCCGUGUCAGGGCGGGGGGUGGUGCCUCAACUUCAACGACUGUGCCCUGCGAGCCGACUCCUAUCGCGGCUCCUCCCGCUACUGGCCCUCGCCCUCCUCGCCCUCCAACCUCACUCGCCUCAUGGCUGGUUACCGCAUGAGCUUCACAGGCAUACUCAGCGGCAACGCAGCCGACAACCCCUUCUUCCACAACUGGAACAUGGCGAUCAUCAUGUACUGUGACGGAGGCGCUUAUAUGGGGUACAAAGGCCGCAUGCAGCAGGGCUCCAAGCGAGUCUUCCUCUCAGGCCACCACAUUCUCAAGAACACCCUGAUUGACCUGCAGCAGCAGAGGGGCAUGGGGACAGCAGCGUCGGCUCUCAUCGCCGGGUGUUCGGCGGGAGGGCAGGCUGUGGCAGUGGGGUGUGACUGGAUGGCCUCGUUUCUGCCACGCUCCGCUAAAGUCAAGUGCGCCACUGACGCUUCUUUCUUCCUUGACGGACACGAUCAGCAGCCGCCGCAAUCGUCGCCUACUCCUAACGCCGGACAAGCCCAGGCGCAGUAUUCCGCGCAACAAGCAUACGCCUCUCCGCAACAAGCGUACGCCGGCCCUCAGCAAUACACCUCCCCGCAGCAGCCGUACACAUCCCCUCAACAACCCUACAGCACGCCGGUCACUGCGUCGCAUGCAGUCGCCCCGGCUUCCGGAAAUAACGGGAUAGGUAGUUCCCCUUUGACUACCGCCAUGGCUCCUCCCAGCGCGCCGUCAGUCGCGCUGGAGCUAACGCAUGGCGGCUCACAACCCGUCUCCGCCGCCUCUACCCCUGUCCGCGCGCAUUUCGUCGACGCGUCUCAAUCUACCCCUGUCCGCGCGCACCAACCGCACUCCCCCUCCCCCGGCUCCGCCGCUGCGCACACGUCUGCGGUCACGGUUGUGCAGGCAUCUCCUCUUACUGUUGCGCCCAGUCCCUCCCCCUCUCCCGCUACGGGAACUCCCGGAGCCGUCGCAGCGUCGCCAGGCGGAGUAGGUGCGUCGCCGGGUGGAGUAGGACCGUCGCCAGGAGCAGUCGCAGCGUCGCCAGGGGUCGCAGGGUCAAUGCACGACCCGCCGUGCGCGGCGUGCAAGUCGCUGCGGCGGAAGUGCACGCGCGAGUGCAUCUUCCUGCCCUACUUCCCCCGUGACGAUCCUGAGAAGUUUGCGCGCGUGCACAAGGUGUUUGGAGCCAGUAACGUGUCCAAGAUGCUGCAGGAGCUGCCGCUACACCAGAGGGAGGAUGCAGUGGCGAGUCUAGAGUAUGAGGCGCAGGCCCGGGUGCAGGAUCCAGUCUAUGGCUGUGUUGGCAUUCUCUGCGUGCUCCAGCGACAAGUGGUUGCUUUGAGGGAGCAAUUGGCAGCAGCCCAGUCCCAGGCGCAGAUGCAGUUAGGGAAUGGAGUGCCGCUGUGCGCGGACGUCUUCUGCUUUCCCUGUCCGCAGAUGCGCUCGCGCUCUCGCAAACCCAUGAAGCGCUACAAGCAGUACCUCGCCGCCAUAUUCUCAGCUUCAGAUAAAGGAAACAUUGACGAGAAGCAGAUAGGAAAGCUCGCGGAUUACGCGGCGGGAAACCCGGACCGCAUUCCGAAGAUCGUGACGAAGCUGGAGGAGCGCGCCAUCCGCGAGCUGCGCGCCGAGCGGUUCAACUCGCUACCCGCCGUGGCUCGGUCGUACUCGAAACUGCUCUCCUCGUGUCAGAGCUCCCUCGCGCUGCUGGCGUGGAGCGUGCUGAGCGUCGUGCAGAAGCUGCUGCAGAGCAAGCGGGUGGACGUGCGCGUGCUGGGCUGCGACCUGCUCGCGGAUUUCGUCGACUGCCAGUCCGACGCCGCGUACGCCGCGCCCAUUCAGAAGCUCUGCCCCACACUCGUCGCCAUGGCGCACGAGGCCGGCUCGCAGGAAGACUCCCGGGCCGCCCGGUCGUCCGCGUUAAGAGCUAUCGCCGCUGUGAUCCUCUUCGUCUCCUACUUCUCCCAGCCCUGCGACUGCCUUGACCAGUUGCUCGCGGCCGUGUUGGACAAUUACAAGCCGCACGCGACAGGCGCAGGGGACGAGGAGGCAGCAGCAGCGGAGAAGGUGCGGGAGAGGACGCAGGAGGCUCUCAAGAAGCUGACGCUGCAGCAGCAGCAGCAGCAGCAGCAGCAGCAGCAGCAGGGGGGUGGUGGCAAGGAGAAAGAGGGGCUGCAACAGGAGAGGAAGCUGGUCACUCCAUUGCCCUCCAAGCAGGAGCUACAGCACCCGGAGGUGGCAGCGCUGGUGGCGGUGUGGGCUCUCGCGCACAUGUUUGCAGCCGCGGUGUCUCUCUCCUCCCAGCAGGUGCUGGCGCAUCUGCUGCUCUACCUCUCGAACGGCUCCCACUGGGCCGCGCCUGCUAGCCAAGGGGACGCAGCAGUACCAGGGACAGGGGCGGAGGCGGGGGCUGCAGGCAAGGGAGGGUUUGCAGGGCAAUUGUUAGAGGACAUCUGUCUCGCUCUCCGGUUCCUGGCCACUCGCUCUCCUUCGCCCACCAAGGAGGAGCGGCGGCUCUUGCUAGCGCUGCUAGCAGCAAUAAUCCGCCACGCGGAUUCCUCCCCCGCCCUGCGCUCCCCCCGCAUGCGCCACGACGCCCUUGCUGUCGCGGGGGGCCUGCAGCUGGCGCACCUGCUGCUGGCUGACGGGGGGAAGUGGGCGGACGGGGGAAAGGGAACUGGGGGAGAGGGCGCAGGGGGAGGGCCCGGGAUUGGGGAGGAGAAACGGGAGAUUAGCGCAGGGGGAGCGGGAGGGGCGGUGAGCAUGAGAGGAGGGCCGGAGGCAGCGAGUGGGGUGCAGGCAGUGGGUGACUUAUUACGGAUACUGAAGCGUAGUAUAGUGGAGGAGAAACAGGGGGGCGGCAUGGACGAGAAUAUUAUAGGGGAGGGGCAGGUGGGGGGUGGUGUGUCGUUCAGAAAAAGACAAGGCGAGCAGCCUGCUUUGCAGGAGCAAGCGCUGAAGCUGCUGGUGCUCGUGACGUCAUUGCAUGCGGGAAGCCCCAGGGAGCGAGCUUCUCUGUUGCUGGACGACACAGCAGUGUUCCUCGAGUCCCUCCCCUCUGACCCCUGGGGCUCCUGGGCCACACUCGUCGCUGCAGAGGCUGCUGCUGCCGUUGUGGUGCUGCCUGUCGCUGUGGCCGUGGAGAGAAACGCGCAAGAGGAGGGGGAGGACGAGGGUGAAGGGGAGGACGGGAGGAGUAAGGGGUCUGGAACCUUGGGAAGCUUCCCGGAUGCUGCGCUCCUCAGCAUCCUCCGCGCCUUCCUGCACCCGCACUCCGAGACAAGAGACGCCGCCCACCACCUGCUGCAGCUUCUCCUCCAAGGCCCAGCAGCCUUCCCACAAAACGACAGGGACUGCUAUGGGCUCGUAAUAGCAGCCAGUGCUGUCACCACUCCACUGACCCCCAUAGAGGAAAUUAAGCGCCCCCCACUGUCCCCCUCACCGUCCCAGCUGCCUCUGCUGCUCUCAGCGCUCUGGCUGCAAUCCGCCAUGCCCUCCACCGCCCCCAAUCUGGGCAUGGAGAAGGUGGCGGCGUUUGUCCUGUCUGAAGAGGCUUCGUCAGCUGCUCUGGCCAACCCCUUCCACGUCAUCAAUCCCGACGGCACUCUCUCAGAGCGCCGCCCGCCCACCUCCCAGAGCACAUUUGGCUCGCCUGCUGACUCAGAGCGGGCGGCGGCUGAGCUGGCAGGGGCGAGUGGCAGAGAGGAGGAGGUGCAGGUGCAGCUGGGGGAGAAGAUAGCUGCUGCAGUUGUAGCUGUGUUCCCAUGGCACUCAGUGGAGGUGGCAUCACUGCUGGCACCCUUCCACCCGUCGGACUCGCUCGCCCUCACACCUGCAGCCGACAUGCUCGCUGCUGUCGCUGCUGAUUCCGCUGCUCCCAUCCUACCCUCAUUCGAGGACUUGCCUGCUGCCAUUCCUGAUGAGGAACUCUUCCGAGCCUCCUCCGUCCCGGACCUUGCUAGGCCCGGCCAAGGCAGCAACGAUGGGAGCAACCGAGGCUCGGACAAUGCCGGUGCUGCUUUGGCGGAUGAUAAAGCAGGUGCAAGUGUACCGAGUGUGGAGCAGAUAUUGGAGUCGUUACAAGAAGACCAAGAAACUGCUGCCGACACGAUAGGAGCAACUCAGGCAGGUGUAACAGGUGGUGAAGCGUCAAGUGUAGAUGCUGCUCUGGCUAUAUUGGAUGACUGA